AAUGUUUUCAAACCAGCCACAAGCUGGAAGGGUACGCAGAUCGCCUCUGGCUUUCAUUUUAAUACUUAAUAUUUAAAAUAUACCAUUUCUAUAACCUAAUUCUUAUUAGUGAGUGAACAUAGCUAAACGAAUGAACAAGUGGAACUCGAAAGGCACUGUUAAGGCACAUCAUGGCCGCACUAAGGAGUAGCUGGCGCAGCUAGUCACCGGCUGCACCAUGGCCAAACCCGGGGGCGACCGAGAAGGCACCAUGGUGGAGAAACAAGCAGGGAAGAAGAGCAAAGAUAAGAUUUCUCCCUUCACCAAAACCCCAAAGCUGGACCGUGGUGAGCUCCUGGGGAAGGAGACGAAGCAGAAGUCUUCCAUGAAGCGCAAGCUCUCCUUCACCGUCAGUCCGUCCCACAAUGACGAGCGGGACUCCGACACAGAUUCUGACCCAGGACACUCGAGUGAGACCUGGGGGGAAACAUUAGCCCCUCCCUGUGGGAUUUACUCAGAUAAAGACGGUCCUGACAAGAAGAAAGUGAAGAAGGAGACGGGAAACAAGAAGUCGACUCCCGUGAACAUCCUGUUCGGAUAUCCCCUGUCUGAGCGAAAGCAGAUGGCCCUGCUCAUGCAGAUGACAGCAAGAGACAACAGCCCAGACUCCACCCCCAGCCACCCUACGCAGACCCCGCCUGUUCAGAAGAAGAUUGCAAGCUCCGCGUCCUCCAGGCAGAAGGACAAGGUCAACAAGAGGAAUGAGCGGGGGGAGACCCCCCUCCAUAUGGCCGCUAUCCGUGGCGAUGCCAAGCAAGUCAAGGAGCUCAUCAGCCUGGGAGCCGACGUCAAUGUCAAAGACUUUGCAGGCUGGACCCCCCUUCACGAGGCCUGUAACCUGGGUUACUACGACGUGGCCAAGGUCCUGAUCGCAGCAGGGGCGGAGGUCAACACGCAGGGGCUGGACGAUGACACGCCGCUGCACGAUGCCUCCAGCAGCGGGCACAAGGACAUCGUGAAGCUACUGCUGAGACACGGCGGAAACGCCUUCCAGGCCAACAAGCGCGGGGAACGGCCAGUGGACGUGGCCGACUCACAGGAGCUGGAGCGGCUGCUGAAGGGGGAGGUCCCGCUGUCCGAGCCAGAGGAGAGCUCCUCAGAAUCAGAAGACCCUCCAUCAGUAAACCCCUCCAGUGUUGAUGAAAACAUGGAGUACUCUGACACAGAAAAGGACACUGACGCAAAACAGGCCAACGCUGCCAAAUCGUCAGCCUCCAUGUCCGGGAUGGAUGAGUACGAGUUCAAGGAUGAGGAGGAGGAGGAAGAGGAAGACCUGAGCAAGGCACUGAACGACCGGCAUAUCCUCAGGAGGGAGCUUCGUCAGCGAGAGAAAGACGAGAAGGACAGCAACCACUUCCUGUCCAAACAGGACAAAGAGGGCAAGUCUAAGAAGCAGAAGCCAUCUCGGGUCCUGUACUGCAGUUCGGAGAGCUCCAGUGAUGAUGCCGAGCUACACCCCGAGAGGAAGAGCUCUCCCACCUGCUCCCUCGCCUCUGUUGAAGGGCACAAACCUGAGGGGAGGACGAAAAAAGACGCCGGUCUCACGGCCGAACACAAAGAGAAGGGCAAGGUCAAAAAGAAGUACAAAAAUCAGAGCAAAAACAAGGAGAACCAGGAGAUGAAGGAGGAUGGGAAGGAGAACAGCAAAGCAUCAUUCUUUUCCUCCUCCACCUCCACCGGGCUGGAGACCCCAGACAAGGCCGGCAGAGAGGAGGACUCCUUCAAGAUGUCUUUCAGUCCCAAGGAUGACUCGUCCGUCCACCUCUUCCAUCUGCCACCAGCGAGGUCUCCCAAGCUCAACCAUGGCCUGGCCGACAAGCAGCCCGCCCCCCUCAAGCAGGAAAACGCUAAGACCUGUCUUUCCAUGGGAGGCGGGCAGUGUCAGGUGGACAGCUUAAAACACGACCGGCAUGCCGAGCCAGAGUACGCCACCGAGAGCUGCAGCAGCAAGGGAGCCAAGCACAAGGAAAAGAGCAAGCACCACCACAAAGAGCUCAACCUGGACGGUGACGACAGAAGCUCCAGCCCCUACAGAGAGGACGUCAGCUUGGACAGCACGGAGGGGGCCUUGCGGAAGACCGACAAAGAGGGCAAAGUCAUCAAGAAGUAUAAGCUGAAACACCGGGAGAAGGACAAAUACAGGAAGGAGUGUGAGGCUGAGAAGGACAGGCACAGGCCGAAGGAAGCGAGGAAAGAUGGCCACAGGAACCUAGAAUUUGACCGGGAAUUCUGGAAAGAGAACUUCUUCAAAAGCGACGAGAAUGAGGAGCUGCUCCCGGGGAGAACGGAGGCGGCUGAAGGCGGGUCGCUAGACAAGGCGAUGGAUUCGUCCCCCGUUAAAGAGGAGAGAGCGGGGAGAGAAAAACACGCCAGCAGCAGCAAAGAGAGGAGGCAGAAGGAAGAGCGGGAAAAGGACAAGGCCCUUAAAAAGGACAAGGAGUUCCUGUACAAAGAGGAGAAGGGGAGGGAGGGGAAAACGGGUGAACAGGAAGAGAAAGCUGAUAGCCUGGCCUCCGAUCGAGGGUGUGAAGACUCUGCACACAGCACCGCUGUAAAAGAGGAGUCAGAGGAGCAGUCUAUAACGGAGAGACAUACUGAGCAGGACCAACGGGACCAACCAGAAAAAGGUGCACGGGAGAAAACUGAAAAGAGAGUCCCGGGGAAAGAGAGGGAGGCUGAAAAGGCGGACAAAAAGCAUUCCGACAAAGAAAAGAAAAUCAAAGCAGAGCACUCCCCAGACAAAUCCGAGUCCUACAACUGUGCAGAGAAGUGGAGGGAGAGGGAAAAGACGGCAACAGGCUCCUCCCAUUCUCCUGGAGACAGAAACCACAAGGAGAGUGAGAAGCUGAAGGCCAUCCUGACCGCAAAGAAGCCAGAGGAGAACAAGAAAAGUAAAGACAGGCCAGACAGGAAGAGUGAGAAGGCAGAGAAAGAGAAGUCUGAGAAGGAGCGCUGUCCAGGGGAAAACAGGGAGAGGGAGAGGGAGAGGACCAGCACAGACAAGAAGAGCAAAGCCCUGGAGAAAGUUCCAGAUCAAAGCAAGCCUGACCGCACAAAAGAGAAAGAAAAAGACAGUGACAAAAAGAAGAAGGAGAAAGGAAAAGACCUGACUUCAUCCAGCUCGAACCUCAAGUUGCUUCUGGAGGAGAAAAAGAGCAGUGUGUCUGAAAGCAACAGGAUGUCCCAUGACAAGACUGCCUCUGUAAAGCUGAAGGAGGAAGUGCUGAGAACACCAGAGAAAGACCGGCGAGAUCGGGACAGAGAGCCUGACAGACACAAAGACAGGGAUCGUCACAAAGACAGGUCGCAGCCCAGUAAAGUCAUCAAGAACAAGGCCAACGAGGUGGAGGCCGACAAGGCUAAACCCAAAUCCUCGCCUGCCCCCAGGGACACCCGGCCUAAAGAGAAAAGGCUGGUCAAUGAUGACCUCAUGCAGACCAGUUUUGAGCGAAUGCUGAGCUUGAAGGACCAGGAGAUUGAGCAGUGGCACAAGAAACACAUGGAGAAGAUAAAGCAGAAAGAGAGAGAGAGGAUGAAGCAGCGGCCGGGGCCGGACCUGGGCAAGCCCAAGAGCAAAGACCGACCCAAAAGCUCCCUUGGUGAGGCCAGCUACAGCAAGGAGCUGCUGCGCUCCAAGAGCUCAGAGGCCUCUGAAGCUCACGGCCGAGAGAAAGCACUCAGAGAUGCCACCAGCACCAGAUCAUUCUCCCUGGACGCUAAGAGCCUGCCUCACACUGGAAAGCUGGGCGUUAGUCUGGAGAACAGCCUGAGUCGCUCCCCACGGCCCGACAGCGAGAGGUCCGGCCUCAUGUCCAGAUCAGUGUCCAUGAUAUCCGUGGCCAGCUCAGAGGACUCUUGCCAGGCGGCGGCCCUCACGCCCAGGCCCCUCGCUGAGUACGACUCAGACUUUGCUCCGGAAGGUUCCGACUCACUGCUGUCCUUCUCACAGUCUUCCUUUGUUGUGCACCCUGCCCGGUCACCUGCCGUUCAGGAAAGAGAAAACGAAGGCAAUCUUGAUGUGGCAAACCGGAGCAGGGCUUCGUUACCUGUCAGACAUGCAUCCCCUUAUCUGAGGUCUAUACUAGAUGAAGAUGCGAAGCCUACAUUAGCUGAAGGCAAGCCUGCUGAGGAUCUAGGUAGGACUGGCGUGGCGGUACCUCCCAGCGGGGAACACUCCAAGAGUCCUCUGCCCAACAGCAGUGUGGCAGUCACCCAAGAGAACUGCAGUGGUCCAUUACCCCAAAGCCUCAGCCAUUCCAGCCCUGAUGCUGAGAAUCCAGACAGUGGUGUCAGUGAGAUGUUCGCCUUGGGCAGUCAUCUUCCUAUUGUGUCAAACAGCAGGGAUCCUUCGAGGAAGGACACAGAAGAAACGGGCAGCCAGCUGGUCACCCUCUCACAAACAGACUGCAAGCAGCAGAGCAUGCUAGAAGCUAAAAGGCCGUGUACCACGGACUCCCUGUCAGAGAGGAGUGCACUGUGGCCCCCUGUGGAGGACUGCAGAGAGGAGAACUGCAGCGAGAAACCAAACCUGGAGCCAGGCCAGAAGGAAACCGAGGACGUGUCAGGGGGAGCGUUCACACCCUCUCUACCUUCGCAACAUCCACUGCCCGCGAACCCCGUGGUACCGUCCGAUUCCUGCGGCGAACAGCGGGAUCAGCACAGAGAUCCCAGCCUGGAGUUGUCGCAGAGAGAUGAGGCCGAUUUACAUUCAGGAGCCGAGCGGAGAGAAAAGCCUGAGUCGUUGGAGGGUGACCAUGACAGCACAGAGGGCAAAGAGGAGAAACUGAGGAAGGGGAACAUGUGGAGCGGUGUGUCUGGAAGCAUCAAAGCAGAGUGUGCAAGCAGCCCCGGGCCCUCUAACAUCCCCAUAUGUAGCAGUAGUCAAAGGGCCGACAGAUCUGCGGGGGACUCCCUCUUCAUUUCCAGUGUGGGCAGCGCAGAAGCUAAGGACACUCCAGACAACACGGAGGCUGAAGACGUGGGUACAAAAGACACUAAAAUGCCAAAAUCCAUAAAGGAGUCUACAGACCUGCGUGAUCCUCACUCAGACCAACAUGAAGGCGGCCAUCCCACAUCAUCGUCUGUUGUAGGAUCAUGCUCUGCAGGCACUGAACAUCAGACCGAGGGGGCUGAUGCCUCCGAGGGCCAGGAGAGGAGUGGAAGCAUGGAGGCAGCAGAGAGGGAAGGGCCUGUGGCAGGGGAAAACCCGCAAACCCUCGCAGCUUCAGAUGUGAAGGCUGAAGUAUGCCAGGAGCCUGUCCCUGACUAUGCUGCCAGGGAGGAGAAAUCUCAGCAGCAGCAAGAGGUGCCGGCAGUACCCCACGGCACCCCCCAAGGGGAGCACCAAGCAGAGCACGGCAACACCUGCUCAGGAAGUUCCUCCCCUCUGCCGGCGGAUGGUGACACCUUGGGUGCCAAGGCCAAGACGCGACCGGUGGAGGACGAGGACAUCCAGGUGCACCACCCGCGGAAGCGGAAGAUGCCGCGGGUGUCGCAGGUCGGUGGCAGCGCUCAGCAGGCCAAGGACAAGACCCAGCAGUCCCUGGCGGCCAUCGUGGACUCGCUGAAGCUGGAGGAAAUCCAGCCCUACCAGACGGAGAGGGCCAACCCCUACUACGAGUUCCUGCACAUCCGCAAGAAGAUCGAGGAGAAGAGGAAAGUGCUGUGCAGCGUCAUCCCACAGGCACCCCAGUACUAUGACGAGUAUGUUACCUUCAACGGUUCCUACCUACUGGAUGGAAACCCUCUCAGCAAGCUGUGCAUUCCGACCAUAACUCCACCGCCCUCCUUGCCUGACCCUCUGAAGGAGAUGUUUAAACAGCAGGAGGUUGUGCGCAUGAAGCUGAGACUGCAGCACAGUAUUGAGCGGGAAAAGCUGAUCGUGUCCAACGAGCAGGAAGUCUUGCGUGUCCAUUACCGUGCGGCGAGAACACUAGCCAAUCAGACGCUUCCUUUCAGCGCCUGCACCGUACUGCUGGACGCAGAAGUGUACAACAUGCCCCAGGAUGCGCAGGGAGAAGAUGGAAAAACAUCCGUGCGGGACAGGUUCAACGCCAGACAGUUCAUGUCUUGGUUACAGGAUGUUGAUGACAAGUUUGACAAAUUAAAGACAUGUCUCCUGAUGCGGCAGCAGCAUGAGGCAGCAGCCCUAAAUGCAGUGCAGAGGCUGGAGUGGCAGCUGAAGCUGCAAGAGCUUGACCCUGCCACCUACAAAUCCACAAGCAUUUUUGAGAUCCCCGAAUUCUACAUCCCGCUAGUCGACGUCAACGAUGACUUCGACCUCACCCCGAUAUGAGGCGCUGCUUGGGAAGGGGCAGACUCCACCUCACCCCAUUUGCGGUUAGGCGCCUCACAAGGGGGCGUCAUGUGCGAAACGCAAAAAAAGCACUUAAAAACCCCACGGAAAGUGCUCAGCCAAUGGCUGGGUGGCUCUCCGCCCCCAGAGCUUCUGCAGAAAGCCCGGGAGACGUUGACCCUUCCUGCGGAUGAAAAAAAAACGCACCCAUGGCUACAGACCAAUCGCUACCACUACCCCUGUGGGAGCACUUUGGCUACCCUAAAAUGGUGGGAGGACACGUGGCCAGAUGGGUGCGGGCAGAGGGGGAAACAGGCACUUACACAGUAGCAGCACUUACCACAGGGUGCAGGGCCCGGGGUGUGGUGGCCCCCCAGAGGAACACACAGAUGCCAGGGGGGGGACACGGCCUCAGAGACACCCCUACCACUGCUCCACCUCCCACUGAACACCGCCAGAGAUGAGACCAGCUUUCCCCUCAGCGUGUUUCUAAGUGG
Megalops cyprinoides (Indo-Pacific tarpon) is the source of this 6831-nucleotide messenger RNA. RefSeq names its product ankyrin repeat domain 12 (gene ankrd12). Gene Ontology annotation, molecular function: protein binding. Gene Ontology annotation, cellular component: nucleoplasm. The coding region runs from base 218 to 6334 and encodes 2038 amino acids. Lineage: Eukaryota; Metazoa; Chordata; Actinopteri; Elopiformes; Megalopidae. The transcript has 13 exons. The record is from RefSeq and is a predicted model, not a curated record.